AUGUCAGACGUACUUCAGGAUGACCGCCGACCCGAUGGUCAGAAUUCUUCACAAAGAGCCUUAAAGAAAGACGUGAUGCUCGACGAGUCCCUAGAGCGAGCAGAACCCACUGGGCUACUCAUGCACGCGACAGGGAAAAAUGGAAGAUUUACUGGCGCGCUUGAUUCACUCGACGAUCAACGGGACUACAUCCGUGUAGGAUUUGAGCUGUUAAUAGUAUUGAUGGGUCAAGGAGUCAUACGAGUGCCAGUGGGCGUGAAGUUUAACUGCCAACCUCCUUCUUCAUUAUUCCAACCGCAGGAUGAAGACGACAAAAUGGGUCAUCCCAUUACAUUGGAUUGUCAGUCAAGCUCCGUGCGAUCAAUCAAUAACGCAAAAUUGCACAACGCAAUCUUCAGCGACUCUCAACGUAAAUGGAAUGUGAGGGAUUCGAACGGAAACACCGUGAUGCCGUACAUAAUCACGGGAGAAUAUGGUAUAUGGAACGGUCUCUAG
Molecule: messenger RNA, 495 nt
Organism: Angiostrongylus costaricensis
Lineage: Eukaryota; Metazoa; Nematoda; Chromadorea; Rhabditida; Metastrongylidae
Source: the annotation of a GenBank genome assembly